CUACGGGGUAAAAACAUUGAGAAAGGCUUCUCCAAGUAUUGCUUUGUUUUACUAAACUGUGCAACUGCCAUUUACUUUUUUCAGAUCAUCAGGUCGUUCUAUAAUGACACGUACAUCCAUCGUUACAACAAGUCAAUUUCUGAAAGCCUCCUGACAUCACUCUGGUCCCUCUCUGUGGCCAUAUUCUCCGUAGGUGGGAUGGUGGGCUCCCUCUCCGUAGGGUACUUCGCCAACCGUUUUGGCAGGAGGAAUGCCAUGCUACUGGUCAAUGUUUUUGCUCUGGUGGGAGGAGCCUUAAUGGCACUUUCUAAGGUUGCUUGGUCCAUCGAGAUGCUGAUUAUUGGAAGAUUCAUUAUUGGAGUUUUCUCUGGGUUCUGCACUGGUCUAGUGCCGAUGUACAUCGGAGAACUGGCGCCCACUGCUUACCGAGGAGCUUUGGGGACACUCAACCAGCUUGGCAUCGUGGUUGGAAUAUUGAUAGCACAAAUUUUUGGUCUCAACAUUAUCUUGGGUUCAGUGACCUUCUGGCCCCUGUUGUUGGGUAUCACAGUCCUCCUGGCGAUCAUCCAGUGUGUCCUUUUGCCAUUCUGCCCUGAAAGCCCCCGCUUCCUGCUGAUCAUCAAGCAUGAACAGGACAGAGCUGAAAAAAUCUUACAGAACCUUCGACAAUCCCACGAUGUGUCCGGUGAAAUGGCAGAAAUGAAGGAGGAAGGAGAACGCAUGGCGCAGGAGAAACCCGUGUCCUUCAUUGAAUUAUUCCGCUCCAGGCAGUAUCGCCAGCCCAUCUUUAUCGCCAUCAUUCUUCAGCUGUCGCAGCAACUGUCCGGGAUCAAUGCAGUGCGUAACCUCCCUGUCUAUCUUCUGAGCCUUUUCUCCGUUUCCUCCAGCUACCUCUUACUAUGCAGGCUGGUCAAGCUAAAACGGGAGAUGGGGCAGAUCAGAGCGGGGUAA
This is a messenger RNA of Staurois parvus, 951 nucleotides long. NCBI's taxonomy places the organism in Eukaryota, Metazoa, Chordata, Amphibia, Anura, Ranidae. The record is from the annotation of a GenBank genome assembly.